Molecule: messenger RNA, 1086 nt
Organism: Nyctereutes procyonoides (raccoon dog)
Lineage: Eukaryota; Metazoa; Chordata; Mammalia; Carnivora; Canidae
Gene: EXOSC3
Product: exosome component 3
Exons: 4
Coding region: 10-837 (275 amino acids)
Biological process (GO): poly(A)-dependent snoRNA 3'-end processing; TRAMP-dependent tRNA surveillance pathway; U4 snRNA 3'-end processing
Cellular component (GO): nuclear exosome (RNase complex); cytoplasmic exosome (RNase complex)
Molecular function (GO): RNA binding
Source: RefSeq, a predicted model, not a curated record
GUUCGCGGUAUGGCUGAGGCGGUGGGUGCUGCGGCCGAGUCUCUGCCGGGAGACCGGGCGCGUGCGGCGCGCACCGUGCUGGAUCAGGUGGUGCUCCCGGGUGAGGAGCUGCUGCUGCCGGAGCAGGAGGACGCUGAAGGCCCAGGGGGUGCUGGGGAGCGACCGCUGCGCCUGAAUGCGGGGACGCGCUCCCGGGGGCGCGUCGUGUGCGGCCCGGGCUUGCGGCGCUGUGGCGACCGCCUACUGGUCACCAAGUGCGGCCGCCUCCGUCACAAGGAGCCCGGCGGCGGCAGCGGCGGUGGCGUUUACUGGGUGGACUCACAGCAGAAACGGUAUGUCCCCGUGAAAGGAGACCAUGUGAUCGGCAUAGUGACAGCUAAGUCUGGAGAUAUUUUCAAAGUUGAUGUUGGAGGGAGUGAGCCAGCUUCUUUGUCUUACUUGGCAUUCGAAGGUGCAACUAAAAGAAACAGACCAAAUGUGCAGGUUGGAGAUCUCAUCUAUGGCCAGUUUGUGGUUGCUAAUAAAGAUAUGGAACCAGAGAUGGUCUGCAUUGACAGCUGUGGACGAGCCAGUGGAAUGGGUGUGAUUGGACAGGACGGUCUGCUUUUUAAAGUGACCUUGGGCUUAAUUAGAAAGCUCUUGGCUCCAGACUGUGAAAUCCUACAGGAAGUGGGAAAACUCUACCCACUGGAGAUAGUAUUUGGGAUGAAUGGAAGAAUAUGGGUUAAGGCAAAGACCAUUCAGCAGACCUUAAUUUUGGCAAACAUUUUAGAAGCUUGUGAACACAUGACAGCAGAUCAGAGAAAACAGAUUUUCUCCAGAUUGGCAGAAAGUUAGAUGGAAUUUUUUUAUGGGUCAAUUGACCCAAGAGACUAUGGGUUUCCUGGGGAAAAGUUUUUCAGGGGACUCUCUCCCCAUUAAACUUUCAGAAGACAAAAUGUGAAUGUACAUAUUGUCUUAUCAAAGUCCUAAAUAUUUUUAUAAAAAUGUUACUAGUUGCCACCCAUGUUCUUGUGGGUGAGAAAAAUCAUUAUAAAAUAAUGAUGUAUUUUUUCUUUACAAUAAAGUUUACUAAAAGUACGAUCA